This is a messenger RNA of Knipowitschia caucasica, 351 nucleotides long. The record is from the annotation of a GenBank genome assembly. Lineage: Eukaryota; Metazoa; Chordata; Actinopteri; Gobiiformes; Gobiidae.
AUGAUGCUCUGGGGCACAGGGACAGCUGGGAAUCAGGAAGUGGUGGAUGCCAGAUCAGGACUGUCCUCAGUGUUCCCCAAGAGGCUGGCCCAGGACAGGGCUGUCCCGCACACACACUCCAUAGCAGCGGCCGAAAGCAUAACAAAGCAUAAGCAACAGGUGAUAUCAUCCUUCCGCUCCCACAUCUCGGCUCCAACGGGCUACCGGGACCGAAAUAAAAAGGAGCUUGCUUGGAGGAGGGUUAGCGAGGUGGUUGGUGUCUCGGUGGAAGUUUGCAAAAAGCGGUGGAAGAAUCUGAGGGACACAUAUGAGGUGCUGAAGAUACUGCCACCACCACACAAGAGAAGCUAG